AUGGAGCCCAUGGACGAAGACACGCCGAGCUCUGGCCAGCAGCACUCUGGCUCGACCUCGACUCCGACCACAUCCAAACAUCCGCCCCCCUCCCCGACCCCCGGAGCCACUCCGAACUCGUCCACCCAGACCGCAUCAGGCCAGUCGCAGUCGGCGCAGCUUUCGAAGCGCAGGCGCGGCUUGGGCGUCGUCACCCCCAAUGCCUGUACCGAGUGUCGCAAGAAACGCGCAAAGUGCGACGGCAACAAACCAUGCGGCAGAUGCAAAGCCCAGAAAGAUGUCGAGUGCGUCUACGAGGUGCCCGUGCGCCAGUCGAAGGAGAACCUCCGCGCCGAGAUCGACCAGCUGCGGCGGAAACAGCGGUCCAGCGAGAGCGUCCUCGCCGCCCUCGUCCGCCCGGAUCAGUGGGAGGAGGUGCUGCAGCGCUUGCGCAACGGCCAGAGCAUCGAGGCCAUAUCCGAGUGGCUGGGCGGCACUCUGCCCUCCGGGGGAGGCGCCAUGCCCAACUUCCCCCAGCGACCCGCCGCCGUGCCGAACCAUCUCGCGCCGCUCACGACAUAUGGACCCACGACUGGCGCCGGCUACACGACUGCGGCGCACAGAAUCGCGACGAAUAGCCCCCUGAGCGCGCAUCCGCAGGGAUUUCGGCCGGAGAAUGUCGAGCCGAACAGCCCCUGGAGCGGGCACUUCUCGGGCCACGACCCGGCGCUCUCGACCCGGAGCAACUCGCACGCCGACGGCAUGAGCUGGACGGCGGAGAACCGAGGACCCCCGCAGUCGCGCGUCGGUUCGUGGGUCGAGACCAUCAUCAACCCCGUCAUCCCAGAACACAAGUUCCGCGGGAUGGACCAGGUCCUGACGCCCGAGGUGCCCGAGAUGAAGAUCCCGGCUUCCACCUGGACCAACAUCACCACCGACAACGAUCUGGUGCAGCAUCUCCUCGCUCUCUAUUUCUGCUGGGAGUACCCCACGUUUGCGUCGUUGAGCAAGGAGCAUUUCCUCCGGGACUUCACCCACGGCCGCCAGCGGUACUGCUCUCCUAUCCUCACCAACGCCCUGCUCGCUCUGGGCUGCCGCUUCUCCAGCCACCCGGACACGCGCAUGAACCCCGAGGAUCCCUACACCUCGGGCGACCACUUCUUCAAGGAGUCCCAGCGGCUCUUCCACCUCGAAGACAACCACCACAACCUGACGACGAUCCAGGCCCUCGGCAUCAUGUCCAUAAGAGAGGCAAGCUGCGGUAGGGACUCCGAGAGUUGGUACUACGCCGGCCAGAGUGUCAGGCUCGCCAUCGAGAUGGGCCUGCACAGGAUAUCCGACGAGGAGGGCGCCGACGAGGACCACAUCGCAGUCCAGGCUGCCACGUUUUGGGGCGCCUUUGCCCUGGACCAUGCGUGGUCGUUGGCGACGGGGUCUCUGCCCCAGUGCUCCGCCUUCCCACAUUUACCACCCAAACCCGCCAUAAUUGACGACGUGGAGGCGUCCUUGUGGAUUCCUUAUACUGAUGAUGGCGCGCCUCUACAGAGGGCAUGCGAGCAGCCAUCGAAUGUUCGGUCCGUUUACAAGUGUUUUUGUGAGCUGAGCGAGCUCGUGCAUCAGUCCCUGUACAUCCUGCACUCCCCUGGCAGGCCGCUCACGAGUCGCGAACUACUCAACAUAUACACGCAGUACCUCAACUGGUAUGACAAGAUCCCCGAGGUCUUGAGGCUAGGACACAACUUUACACCUGCCGUCCUGUUUGCCCAUAUGUACUACCACUUUGCCAUCUUACUCCUCUUUCGACCGCUCAUCAAACUGCGCAUCGUGGGCUCGAGCAUCCUGCCCAAAGACGUGUGCGCCCAGGCUGCCGAUGCCAUCCAGGGCCUGCUGCGAUCCUACUCCCAACUCUACACCCUCCGGAGAACACCCUCCUUUGUGCCCUAUUUCGUCCUCACCUCCUCCAUCAUGCACCUGGCCAUCGCCGCGUCCUUCACCGAGAAAGGGCACGCGGUCACCGGCGGUGGCGGCACCCCGGAGGGCCAGCACGAGAAGCUGCGCAUGGAGCCGCGCGUGGCCGAGUCGAUCCGCCGUGGCAUCGAGGACCUGACCGAGAUGGCGCCCUGCCACCACUUUGCCGAGCAGGCGCUCAACAUCCUCAAGUACCUGGCCCGCAAGUGGGAACUGGACAUGGAGCUGCACCAGGCGAGCCCCGUGGCCAAGGAGGCGACGUCGUCGCUGGCCGCGACCCUGGCGUCGUCGACGGACCCCGAGGCGGCGCUGCGGCCGCUGACCGACAGCCUCAACUUCUUUGCGCCUAAUGUCCUCGAGGGAGACUAUAACUGCUCGUGGGGGAGGUCCGCAUCGACGGCGCCGACGGUGUUUGGCGGCGGUGGUGGGAGCGAGGCGGGUAUGGGCGGGGGAGGAGGUGGUACUGGUGCCGGUCCCGGUGCCGGUGGUGGUAGUGAGGAGUCGUGGCCGCCUCCGCCGCCGCCUCCGCCACCGGGAGCGAACGAGAACGUCAAUCCCAGUCUUGCAUCCUCACUUCAUAUCACUUCCAUGGAUUUACUAUACCCGCCGCUGCCCCAAUCGCAGCAAUCGAGCUGCAGCCUCAUGCCCGGCUACGCACCUCCGCCACGCACAAAUGUCCCAAGAGCGGAAGGCGAGAAGCUCAACAAUUACUUGAGUGAAAUAGUUGAUCUUUACAUUGUCCAGAAUGUUUCGCUCGACGACUUGAUCAAACACAUCAAUUCGAAAUACAAGCUGAAGGCAACAAGCAAACCGCAGUACAGAAGGUUGCUGCGGAAGAACGGCAUAAGGAAACAUGUACUAAAGUCUGAUAUCCUGGCCUUUGACGAUGCAGGCCGGGCCAUCCAUGCCAGACGGGCUACCAACAAAGAAAGCAUUAUCAUGUACAACGGCAAAGACCUCAGCCCAAAUCAGGUUCAACGAAUUUCGCGGCGCGUAUCAACUCUGGACAAGAUUCGUCUCGCAAAUAGCCGGCCAAAGGAUGGGGAACGGCCCACUCUCAAACCGUUUACUGUCCUUGUGUGCACUCCUCCGAGGCAGUCCUUAUCUCCCUGUCCGCCAACAGGACCCUUCCAGGUCAUGGGCUUGUCGUCAACCUUAUUGAAGGAAUACAGCAAGCCCUGGCCGAAGGAGUUGAUUAUCUCUCUGCCGGCAAUGGAGACGCCUCAACUCUUGUCGCAAAUACUAACAUACUACUGCCGUGACUGUCAUCGACGCUAUCCCAAUUUGGCUGAGGAACUUCUUUUGUCAAUGCCGCACCUGGCCGUUGAAGAUCACAGAACAAACCGGGAUGCCCUCCUCGGAACGCGGAAUAAUCGUGAGACAGCGGUUUCACUUCUCACAAUUAUGGCAUUCGCUAUCGCAAAUAACGUCGACGAAGGAUAUCCGAAACGCACUGUCCUAUGUGAAUUGUUUCAACAAGCAAGGUUGGAGAAGCGUUGGCUCGAGGGGCUGUUCUGCUCAUCUGACCCAGUUGCGGGUGCCAUGUGUGAUGCGCUCUUUUCGAGUGCCGUGAAUGAGGGGGAUGUACCUAUGUUGGAGGCUCUACUUUGUGCUGGCGCUGACCCAAACCAGCCUGUGCGGGAAAGAGUGUGUUUGAGUGUGUCAUCAGCCUUGGUCCUUUCCCUCGAGGGGAAAUGCCUUCCGAUGGCUAGACUUCUCCUCCACCACAAAGCGGUGUGGGUUCCGACUUGGGCCCAUGGCCAGAUGCGCGAACCGCUUCAUCAUCUCCUCCGGAGCGACUCUGCACCUUGGAUAGUAGGGGACGAAGCGUGGUCUUUCAUCAUCAAUAGCUACGAUAACUACCUGCAAGAUAUUCAACAUGUCGUUUUCAAGUGGCACAUGCCAGAUGAGUAUGGCCUGGAUGUGUUGCGCAGAGUUCUACCAUACAUGCACGAACAGUUUAUUCCGAAAUACGAUCAGCCCUUCGUUUAUCUGGCUGCAUUCUUGAUAGAAGACACGAUACUCCUGGAUAGCCUCGACCCAGAUGUCACUAUCGUCUCUGUUGAACAAACACGUAGGAUCAAUCCCAUCGCCGAAGCUAUAGAGAUAUUGGACCCAGAAGCAGCAGUUCGUGUCGUCAGAAGAAUGCUUGAGAUGGGAGCCGACCCGAAUAAUACCGUUCAUUGGAAGUCCCCAGUGGAAGAAGCUGUGAGAUCUGGGUCUUUGGAUCUUGUAAACCUGCUUCUCGAUCAUAAUGUUCCCAUCGAUUCUGCACUUUCAUGUGCAAUUGGGCAAUACAAUGAAGAAGACGAGGACCAGUUGGUUGAGACCCUUCUGCACAAAGGAGCGAAGCCCAAAUUGGAUGAUCUUACAGUGGCUUGUCAUUACCCGGCAAUUCUUCCUCAGCUUCUCAAGUGUGGGGUGCCAUACAACAGUCACCCCGCACAUGGGACUGGCCUGCCUACGCCUCUUUUAGAGAGCAUACGACAAUCGUCCCGUUCAUCUGGCUCGACUAGGGCUCCCUAUCAUAUUCUCCAGGCCUAUCCUACAUUGUACGACUGUCAGGCACUUGGGGUGGCCAUCUUUUACGCGGUCACAGACGAUCCCGAAGAAGAAGGUAUUGACAAGGCAUACUACGCCGAUUUAGCAGACAAAAUUCUGGAACGCCGCCAGGUCUCUCGCUACGAGGCCUUUGGAGACCCAUGUGUCAACGAGGGCACUGCUCUGGUAUUCGCAAUCUGUGCAAAGUCGCAAAAGUGGGUGGAACGUCUUUCUUCCGCCGGCAUCCUUCUAAACAGCCAGCUUAAGACCCAGGAGUUGCCUGAAGAACGCUUCGACCCGGGGAAAGAAGCGACUGAGCGCACUUGUCUCGGACGCAUAUCCACGAAUCCGCUUGAAUGGGCAAUCCGAUGGGGUUCGAUUGAAGCAGUCGAUUGUAUGCUACAACACGGAAUAAAGCCCAACGCGGCUUGCAUGCUUGAAGCAGUCCAAUGUGGGGAUGUGGAGAUGCUUGAUCUCCUCGUUGCCCAUGGCGAGGAUAUUUCCGAUCAAUACGACUCGCCCUUGCUUCAGACCGCAUCUCGUCACAACAACAGUGGAAUUGUCGAAAGACUGCUCGAUCUAGGAUUCAGUGCAAACGACAAAGUCAGUGCCAUCGCUGACGAAUACGGCUAUACUUUCAGUCGAACGGCCCUUCAAGCAGCUGUCGAAAAUGGAAAUGUACGGGUCAUGGAGAUGUUGAUUGAGCGUGGUGCCGAUGUCAACGCUCCUGCUGGCAUGGGCCGUGGUGCUACCGCCCUUCAGCUAGCCGCGAUGAAGGGAUACAACGCGAUUGCAAGAAGAUUGAUUGAACUAGGAGCUGACUGCAAUGCGCCAGCUCCUUCGUGGAGUGGCAGAACAGCAUUAGAAGGUGCUGCACAAUUCGGAAGGCUCACUAUGACACAACUCUUACUUCAGUCUGGUACGUCAACAGAGGGCCCAUAUCGUUUUCAAUACAUUCGAGCUGUCAGACUUGCGGAGAUCUGUGGUUAUAGGUCUCUGGAAGGGCUCUUGAGGGCCCAUCGUCCAUGGGUCGAUGAAGACCAUCAACUUUACCAGGACAUGGCCGAAUCCGAGGCUGAGGAAGAUUCUCCGAACUGGAGCUAUGAAACAGGUCAAGACUCUGAUGUCGAAUCUGAUGAUGACUCUGAAGUCGAAUCUGGUGGCCAGUCUGACGUCGACUCUGAGAAUGACAAGUCCUCAGAAAGACCAGCGGAACAACUUCACGUCUUUGAGAUAGCAGAUCAGUCCACGGCUAUCCUCAAUCACUACGAUGUAUACGAUAAUGCGCAUGAUCCUAGGAUACAUAUGGAUCUUAGCCUGUUGAAUAGUCCGGGUUUGGGUGACGAUAUGGAAUGGGACAUGCCACCCGAAACCAGCCUCUUUGAUGGUCAAGGUGACUUGGCUGAGGCUAGGCCGCCCUUAAUAGUAUCCAGCUCACUGCCCGACGACCGAGUGCAAGGGCUAGAAUACAGUUGGGGAGCCGCCAGGGAAACUUGCAUCUCGCAGAUUCAAUCUCAGGAUAGUUUUCAGGUUGCAGGUCCGAUGUCGGUGGAAGGUUCCCCAACAUGUAAUUAUCGGCAGGGCCGUUCUCGAUCCCCGACACCUCUUUCUAUCACAGCACAAUCCGAUCUCCCCGACCUAAGCUUCAUGCUUUGUCCGGGCUGUGGCCAGACAUUGGAGGUGUGUGGCUGCUUUCCUGACUUCUCUAAUGUCCAGGUUAGCUCUUCGCACCCGGAGUCCUUAUCACUUAGAGAGGAGGAGGAUCUGUCUGAUCUAGCUCUGCUGCUUUGCGCCGAGUGUGGACGGAUUCUGAAUGAGUGCGAUUGCUUCCCAAGCUUUUUAUAG
Thyridium curvatum is the source of this 6333-nucleotide messenger RNA. RefSeq lists its product as uncharacterized. NCBI's taxonomy places the organism in Eukaryota, Fungi, Ascomycota, Sordariomycetes, Thyridiales, Thyridiaceae. The record is from RefSeq and is a predicted model, not a curated record. Gene Ontology annotation, molecular function: zinc ion binding; protein binding; DNA binding. The transcript has 9 exons. Bases 1 to 6333 code for a protein of 2110 amino acids. Gene Ontology annotation, biological process: regulation of DNA-templated transcription; DNA-templated transcription.